This is a messenger RNA of Uloborus diversus, 2118 nucleotides long. RefSeq names its product 2-hydroxyacyl-CoA lyase 2-like. Gene Ontology annotation, cellular component: acetolactate synthase complex. Lineage: Eukaryota; Metazoa; Arthropoda; Arachnida; Araneae; Uloboridae. Gene Ontology annotation, biological process: L-valine biosynthetic process. The transcript is spliced from 16 exons. Gene Ontology annotation, molecular function: magnesium ion binding; acetolactate synthase activity; flavin adenine dinucleotide binding. The record is from RefSeq and is a predicted model, not a curated record. The coding region runs from base 83 to 1993 and encodes 636 amino acids.
CACCUAAAUUUCUCUUCACGAUAAUUAAAGAAAAAUUUUGCUAUCCAUAUUAUUACCGCCCCAUCUCAAGCGUUUUCUUUUUAUGUUUUCCUCAUUAGAAAUUAUGUCAACAGAUUUUUUCACCGUUAAUUUGUUCAAUCUUUCCAUUUUAAUUUCCUCUAGUAUUGUAGCUCUUGCAACAUAUAUAAUUUACAAAUACGAAUUAAUAACUCUCUGGACGGCAUCUCAGAUUGACCCAAAGAAUAAAAAUCAUGGAGGAGAAUUAGUUGCCCAAGUUCUGAAGGCUCAUAAAGUAUCUCAUAUAUUUACUUUAAUUGGAGGACAUAUUUCACCUGUAGUUGUUGCUGCUGAGCAGUUAGGAAUUCGUGUCAUUGAUACAAGACAUGAAGCUACUUGUGUUUUCGCUGCUGAUGCAUUUUCUCGAUUAUCGGGAGUUAUUGGAGUUGCUGCAGUGACAGCUGGACCUGGAGUGACAAAUACCAUAACUGCAGUAAAAAAUGCUCAGAUGGCAGAAACUCCAUUAUUGUUGCUUGGGGGCGCUACUGCAACAUUAUUGAAAGGAAGGGGUGCUUUGCAAGAUAUAGAUCAAUUAUCUCUUUUAAAGUCUGUUUGCAAAUAUGUUAAGACUGUAACUUGUGUCCGACAUUUGAUUCCUGUUCUAAAAGAAGCUAUCAAGCAGGCUCAAUCUGGAACACCAGGUCCAGUUUUUGUGGAAUUACCAUUGGAUAUUCUUUAUCCAUAUGAAUUAGUAAGAAAAGAGAUGAAAUUAAAAGAAAAUCCUAAAGGACUUCUUCAAAAGAUUACUAAUAUGUACUUGAAAACAUUUUUACAUUAUCAAUUUGCAUCUGCUUUUGAGCCACGUGAUGUCUCUCCACUACCAGUGAAAUAUCCUACUGCUUCCAAGAGUGAAAUUGAGAAGUGUCAAGACUUGCUUUCUAAGUCAAAGAGACCUCUUAUUCUGCUUGGAAGUCAAGCUUUAAUUCCAGCAUACUUAUCUGAUAAUGUUCGCAAAUCACUCGAAUCACUCCAAAUUCCUUGUUUUUUGGGUGGAAUGGCUCGAGGAUUACUUGGAAGAAACAGUCAAUUACACAUUAGGCAGAAAAGAAGAGAUGCACUCCAAGAAGCUGAUUUAGUGAUUUUGGCAGGUUCUGUUUGUGAUUUUCGACUAUCAUAUGGGAGUGUAUUAAAUCCUAAAUCUAAAGUCAUUGCCGUAAAUCGAGAUAAAGGACAACUUUACAAGAAUUCUGGUGUGUUUUGGAAGCCAACUAUUGCUAUUCAAGCAAGUGCUCCAGAUUUCUUAAUCAAACUUGCAGAAAACUUUUCUUACAAUUCUAUGCAAGAUGAUUGGCUUACUCAGCUAAGAACUAGAGAUGAAAAUGUUGAAAAGAAAAACAAAGAAAAAGCUGCUGUUGCUGAUUCUGAACACUUAAAUCCUGUACAUUUGCUGCAUGAAGUAGAAGAAGCUUUGCCAGAAGAUACAGUUUUAAUUGCUGAUGGAGGGGAUUUUGUGGCAACAGCAUCUUACAUUUUAAGGCCUCGAGGUCCUUUGAAGUGGCUAGAUCCUGGGGCUUUUGGUACAUUGGGUGUUGGUGCAGGAUUUGCCUUGGGAGCAAAGUUAUGCUAUCCAGACUCCAAUGUUGUCAUUAUCUAUGGUGAUGGUUCAUGUGGCUAUACAAUAGUUGAAUUUGACACUUUUAUAAGGCACAAGUUACCUGUUACUGCUAUUGUCGGAAAUGAUGCAUGUUGGACUCAGAUUGCUAGAGAACAAGUUCCAAUGUUUCAAAGUGAUGUUGGCUGUAAUUUGAGUUUUUCAGAUUACCAUAAAGUUGUAGAAGCUUUUGGAGGCAAAGGAAUUUGUCUAUCAGGGACUGAUAAUGCCAAUAUAGUCUCCAAAAUGAAAGAUGCUUUUAAACUUUCUAAAGAAGGGCACAGUGUUCUCGUUAAUUGUCUCAUUGGCAAAACAGAUUUUAGAUCGGGUAGCAUAUCAGUGUAAUGUACCUAAAUUGAGCCCUUUUGAAAGGAAUAUUUCAUUAAUCAUCUGUGUUAUUUUGUACUAUGUUGAGUUUUUUUGUUUUGUAUGAAAUCAAAAUAUUUUAUUAAAUUGUAUUUUUACUAUUA